This is a messenger RNA of Trametes versicolor FP-101664 SS1, 1331 nucleotides long. RefSeq names its product oxidoreductase family protein. Gene Ontology annotation, cellular component: cytoplasm. Gene Ontology annotation, biological process: NADPH regeneration. NCBI's taxonomy places the organism in Eukaryota, Fungi, Basidiomycota, Agaricomycetes, Polyporales, Polyporaceae. Bases 75 to 1181 code for a protein of 368 amino acids. Gene Ontology annotation, molecular function: nucleotide binding; oxidoreductase activity. The record is from RefSeq and is a predicted model, not a curated record. The transcript has 5 exons.
GUGGCAUUCAACGCUUCCUGGAACUGCACAGAUACGCCCGUCAGCUCACCGAUUUCCGUCAGUAGAUACAUAUCAUGCCCGCCAAAGGUAUUGCCAUCCUGGGUUCCGGCAUAUUCGCCACAGAAGCCCAUCUGCCUGCCAUCGCCACCCUCGGGGAUGCCAUCGAGCUCAAGGCCGUCUACUCGCGGUCAAACAAGAGCGCAUCAACGUUCGCUCGCUCCGCCCAGGACAUCCUCAAGCUCUCGCACGCACUCGAUGUGUACCACGACGAGGACCCGGCGGCGUCACUCGACGUCCUCCUGGCCCGGUCAGAUAUUGCCGCCGUCAUCGUCGUGCUCCCUAUCACCGUCCAGCCCAAGGUGAUCCUGAAGGCGCUUGCCGCCGGCAAGCACGUUUUGAGCGAGAAGCCAGUUGCACCCGACGUCAGCCAGGGCCGCGCCCUCAUCCAGGAAUACGAAUCCAAGUACAAGUCCCGCGGAUUGGUCUGGCGCGUCGCGGAGAACUUCGAGGCCGAGCCUGGCUACCGCGCAGCGCGGCGCGCAAUUGAGGACGGGAAGAUCGGCAAGGUCGCCUUCUACAACGCUUGCGUCGUCAACUACAUCGACGAGAACUCAAAGUGGUACAACACGCCGUGGCGCACUGUUCCGGAUUACCAAGGCGGUUUCCUGCUCGAUGGUGGCGUCCACACGAUCGCCUCGCUGCGGGUGGUCCUCCCGAGCGCCCUGCAGACCGUAUCCGCGUUCGCCUCGCUCGCAAAGGACAUCCUCCCGCCACAGGACACGAUCAACGCCAUCGUGAGGAACGUCGACGGCUCGCACGGGCUCGUCGAGCUCACCUGGGGUGCGCCCACCGUCACGCGCGCGAAGCAGGCAGGCAACAACAUCACCGUCACCGGCACGGAGGGCUGGCUCGAGAUCACCCGCGCGAACGGCGUCAUGCGCAUCGCGGUGCACACCAUCACCCGCGACAAGGACGGCAAGUCGACCGGAGAAACGGAGGAGGUGAUCGAGGAGAAGGAGGUCGGUAUCCAGCGGGAGAUCGAGAGCUUCCUGCGCGCCACGGACGGCUCGGACGACGGGGUAGACGACCCGCGCAGCACCCUCGUGGACGUCGCGUUCAUCGAGGCGGCGCUGAACAGCAACGGCGCGCCCGUGGAUCUGGUGGCGCUUGCGAAGGUGUAGAAGCGUCAGAGAGAAGGGGAGGGAAGGUGCCCCCGAUGGCGGCGGCGAAUACCCGCCUCUGUGCUCGGGCAUACCUGUUGGAGCGUAGAGAAGCUGAAGCAGACCUGUCGGUUGUACGAGUAGCCACGCGGACUGCACCCGUUUCUCCGC